GGCGGAAGUGAGGUAGACCGCUGGAGAUCCUGACGUCCCGAGCGAUAAAUGCUUUAAGCUGGUAACAGCGAUCUGUAAUGUCGUUUUCUGGAAGGGUGGUGACGCUGCUUUAAGUUUAGACCAUCGUAGGGUUAACGAAAAAUGGUGGAUGCAAGCAGACGAAGCGAGAGUGACUGGCAGGGGAUGGUGAACGAGUUUGUGGUCUGCAAGCGCAAGUUGGAGAGCAAGAAGGAGGCUCUGCUGAUCCUGUCCAAGGAGCUGGACACGAGCCAGCAGGAGAGGGACCAGUACCAGCUGAUGGCCAAUCAGCUCAGAGAGCGGCAUCAGGGGCUCAAGAAGAAGUACAGAGAACUUAUUGAUGGCGAUUUGCCUCCAGAAAAAAGGAAUCAGGUCAACAUGUCCCAACUGCUGAAGGACUCCAGAGAAAGAAACAAGCAGCUGUCGGAGGAAGUGAAGGAAGUGACGCAGCGUUUAGCGGAGGCCAAAGGGGACAACAAGCUCCUUCGGAUGACCAUCACCAGACAGAGGCUGGGGGACGAGGAGGUGGGGGCCAGACACUUCCCCGCCCAUGAAAGGGAGGACCUGGUCAAGCAGCUGGAGCGAGCCAGAGAGCAGAAUGAGCUGCUGGAGCACAGCGUGAGGUCUCUGACGGACGAACUGCAGGACAUCAGCUCUGAGCGCAGCGUGUUCCAGGAGAAGGCCCACCGCCUCAACCUGGAGAUGAACCAGAUCCUGGGCAACGACCACAUCCGCCUGCUGGACGUGGACGCCCUCUGCAUGGAGAACCGGUAUUUACAUGAACGCUUCGGCCAUCUCCAAGAGGAGGUCAACAUCCUCAAGUCUAAUUUAAUGAAGUACAAGAACGCGCUGGAGAGCCGAAAGAACUGCAAGUUUAGCGGUAAACCCAACAGCACGGCACUCACGGGCGUGCUGUCUGCCAAACAAGUCCAGGAGCUGUUGCUGUCUGAGGAGAACGGCUGCAGUCUCCCGCUGACUCACCAGUCCAUCUCGGACCUCAAGUCUCUGGCCACGGCCCUGCUGGAGACCAUCCACGAGAAGAACAUGGUGAUCCAGCACCAGCGGCAGACCAACAAAAUCCUAGGAAACCGCGUGGCAGCGCUGGAGAAGAAGUUAAAAACCCUGGAAGUGUCUGGACUGUGGAGCCUGCCAGGCCUGACCUAUAAUGUUUCCCUGGGAUUAUGCGGAAAGGGAAGAGGGAGCACCACUCCGGACGCCCCCCCACAGACGGUCGCCCUGCCCCCCCAACACAGCCCGGACGGUGAGGGCAAGUCAGCCCUGACGCAGCAGAACACCCCCAUCCACGAGGACCAAUCGACAUCCGGCUGGAGCGAUCCUGACCAAUCGCAAAGAGCCCCACCGUCGCCAUCACCCGACUCCACGGAGAUCCCCGGGCCCGGGACAGAGCGCCAGGCCGGCCCGGCCGAAACCCCCGACCCCGACGAGGGUCCGAACCACCGAGACCACGGCGAGAACGCCAACUACCAGCAGCUGUCAUGUGACCCCACAGAGUCUGUGACCUCACCGGGUCACCAUGGAAACGACUCGCCCAUCGUACAGGAGCCAGGUUCCGGGUCUUCGGAGGAACUGCCCGAGAACCCUGGUUCCCCCCGGAAGGAGGAGGAACAGUCCUAAGCCGUCUAGUCCUAGACGGAGUGUUACCUGGAGCCUGGGGGAGGAGGCUCAGGAGAUAAAUAUGAAUGAAGAAAGGCCCCAUAAAGUAAGGCCCCCACGGUUCUGGAGUCAUGGUCAGAUGUUGAUGCGUACAUAUUGACGUGGAUAUUUGUAUACCUUUUUUCCACCCAAACGGAGAAUGUGUCCCGUCGGCAGAAUGUGUGUGUUGUGUCAAAAAUGUGUUUUCACUGUCAAUCAGCAGCAAACUCAAAUGCAGACCAAACUAUAUUACAGUGUGUGAAUAUCUGUAAAUAAACCACCAAAUGGACGAUAUAUUAAUAUAUUUAUCAUUUAGUCAUUUAAAAUGUUGAAUAUACAAGUAGUCCAGGCCACAUAAUGCACUUUAUUAUGUUAAUAAAAUACCUUGAGAACUG
This is a messenger RNA of Gadus macrocephalus (Pacific cod), 2066 nucleotides long. Its product is annotated as coiled-coil domain-containing protein 149-B-like. The transcript is spliced from 13 exons. Bases 142 to 1653 code for a protein of 503 amino acids. Lineage: Eukaryota; Metazoa; Chordata; Actinopteri; Gadiformes; Gadidae. The record is from RefSeq and is a predicted model, not a curated record.